AUGUGGUGCAUCAACUGCGCGUCCGAUAAGACUCCUGCCAUCCUCCACAACAAGCUCGUGUACUGUGUGGAGGGUGAUCCUCAGUGUGGGGAUACGGGCAGUUUCUCAGACAGCUCCUGCAGUCAGGGCCCGUACCUGGGAGCUUCUGAGCGCUACGGAAAGCCCAGUGGAGCUUCUGCGGGCCCUCAAGGGCCUCCUGUGGCCCCCCCAAGCCCAGCCAGCCUGGCCUGGGCCCAGCGCACUCGCCUCCAACCCGCCAGCCUGGCUCUGCGCAAGCAGGAAGAGGAGGAGAACAAGCGCUGCAAAGCGCUCUCAGACAGCUAUGAGCUCUCCACAGACCUGCAGGACAAGAAGGUGGAGAUGCUGGAGAGGAAAUAUGGCGGUUCCCUCCUGAGCAGACGUGCAGCGCGCACCAUCCAGACGGCAUUCCGGCAGUACCGCAUGAAUAAGAACUUCCAGCGGCUGCGCAGUUCCGCCUCGGAGAGCCGCAUGACUCGUCGCAUCAUCCUCUCGAAUAUGCGCAUGCAGUACUCGUUCGACGAGCGUCAGCCACAGGUGCAGUCUCAGACCCCCCAACAACAACAGCAGCAGCAGCAGCAGCGCUAUACCUCUCACCACUCCUCUGCCCUGGGCAUGGCCAGCCAGCUGGGCACUACCGACACUGAGCAAGACGCUGGGUCACCCUCACACUGCCCAUCUGACCGCGAGGAGUACUCCCACGCAGAUGAUGCCUUCACCAAACAAGUCACAUCCCUCGCAGACUCCAUGGAUGAUACCCUGACUUGCCGGUCAGGCCGAGGCGACUCUCAGGAAGGCAGUGGUGACGGUGCGGGUGAGGCAGAGGACUUCAGUGAGUGUGUGUGGAGCAGCAAGCCCCAGUCCCGUCGUGGCGGGGGUAUGGGCGAGUCUGAGCGAGGUGGACCCACCAUGCUGGGGGGCAUGCAUGAGGACAGCACGGCCACAUCCUACAGUGAUGUGACGCUCUACAUGGAUGACGGCGUGCCUUCGUCGCCUCUGUCCAUCGAGCGUGCACCCAGCAGCACAGACACGGAGUACUGGGGAGUUGGAGGGGGCGCAGGGGGCCGCGAGGACAGCCGGGACACGGAGGGUGGUGGCAGCAACAAUAGCCGGCGCAGCACGCCCUGCACUGAGUGCCGUGACUAUCGCCUGCGCGGGCCACACCUGCCUGUGCUGACCAUUGAGCCACCCAGCGACAGCUCAGUGGACAUGAGUGACCGCUCAGAUAGAGGCUCGCUCAGCAGGCAGCUGAUGUAUGAGCAGGAUUCAGGUUCGCCACAAGGAACACUCAAACACAACCCGCCCCCCCACUUGCACCACCACCCAGGACCCCACUACCCAGACCCAGGCUCACCCUCGCCCACCCAGCCACCCCCACUUACCCCACUCUCCUCUGCCUCGUCCGCGCCCCUGCCCUCUACAGGCAUGGAGCAGUCAGACGGUGACAAUGACUCACUAAACUCCACCACCAACUCCAAUGAAACUAUCAACUGCAGCUCGGGGUCCUCAUCCCGGGACAGCUUGAGGGAGCCGCUGCCCACACUGGGCAAGCAGACCUACCAGCGGGAGAGCCGCCACAGCUGGGACUCACCCGCCUUUAACAACGAUGUGGUGCAAAGAAGGCAGUACCGCAUCGGCCUUAACCUCUUCAACAAGAAGCCAGAGAAGGGCAUCCAGUACCUGAUAGAGAGGGGUUUUGUGUCUGACACCCCGGUGGGCAUCGCGCGCUUUAUCCUGGAGAGGAAAGGCCUGAGCCGGCAGAUGAUCGGGGAGUUCCUGGGCAACCGGCAGAAGCAGUUCAAUAAAGACGUACUGGACUGUGUGCUGGAUGAGAUGGAUUUCUCCGGCAUGGAUCUGGACGAUGCUCUGCGUAAGUUCCAGGCUCAGAUUAAGGUCCAAGGAGAGGCGCAGAAAGUGGAGAGGCUUGUGGAGGCCUUCAGUCAGAGGUACUGUGUGUGUAAUCCUGCGCUGGUACGGCAGUUCCAGAACCCUGACACCAUCUUCAUCCUGGCCUUCGCUAUCAUCCUCCUCAACACAGACAUGUACAGCCCUAACGUCAAACCUGAGAGGAAGAUGAAGCUCGAUGACUUCAUCAAGAACUUAAGAGGAGUAGACAAUGGGCAGGAUAUUCCAAGGGACCUGUUGGUAGGAAUCUACCAGCGCAUACAGAAGUGGGAGCUGAGGACCAACGAUGAUCACGUAUCUCAAGUGCAGGCUGUGGAGAGAGUGAUAGUGGGCAAAAAACCUGUGCUCUCCCUGCCCCACCGCAGGCUGGUCUGUUGUUGCCAGCUGUACGAGGUUCCUGACCCUAACCGGCCCCAGCGGAGUGGGGUUCAUCAGAGAGAGGUGUUCCUCUUUAAUGACCUGCUGGUGGUCACGAAGAUCUUCCAGAAGAAGAAGACGUCAGUGACGUACAGUUUCAGACAGUCCUUUCCCCUGGUGGAGAUGCAGGUUCACAUGUUCCAAAACUCCUAUUACCCUCAUGGUAUCCGGUUAACCUCAGCAAUCCCUGGAGGCGAGCGUAAGGUCCUGAUCGUCUUCACAGCUCCAAGUCAGCAGGACCGUACACGCUUCGUCAGUGAUCUGAGAGAGAGCAUCGCUGAGGUGCAGGAGAUGGAGAAAUAUCGCGUGGAGUCGGAGCUGGAGAAGCAGAAAGGUGUGAUGCGUCCUGGUAUGAUAGGUGGAGAUGUUAGUGGUGGUGUAGAUGGUAUGAAGAGUGAGGCUGUUAAUGGAACUCUGAGCAGAACCAGCCUGGAUGACACGUACGCCACAGGGGAGGGGCUUAAACGGACAGCGCUCAGCUCAUCUCUCAGAGACCUCUCAGAGACAGGGAAGCGUGGUCGCAGAAACAGUGUCGGCUCUUUGGAUAGUACCAUCGAAGGCUCCAUCAUUAACAGCCCGCGGCCUCACCAGCGUCUGCCUAUGGGGGGCGCCCUUCCUGGCUGCUACGGGUUGGAAGACUACCGGCCUCACCGCCCCAUCCUGAGCCCCGGUGUAGGGGUGGGGGGUGGGCCGGGGCAGUACCACAACGCGUCGGGGAGCGUGGGGGUUGGGGCGGGGCAGCUCCCUGGCAGCGGCGGUGGGGGAACGGGGAGCGGCUCUGGAGGGAGCAGCUCCGGUUCCUUCCUGGGCUCCUUGUUUGGCAGCAAGCGAGCCAAGCAGCCUCCCGCACCCCUCAUCCCCCCAGGGCCACACUACCCAGCCCCCGUGCCCCCGCCCACCACUGGGGGUCCACCACCACCCUCCCCGUCCGCCCUCAGCCAGUCGGAUGGAGGGCCAUCCAAGAUCCAGGCACUGCACGCCCAGUAUUGCCACAACAACACUGGGCACAGCGUUGGUCAGCCUCCUCCUCCGUACCACCACCACCACCACCGCUACCAAAUGCAGCCUUUAGCCGUCGCCCACCCGCCCCCCGUGCAUCAUCACACCCUUCAUCGUGGCUCCCUGCCCCGCCGCGGCCUGCCCGCUCCCUCACACGCCCAGCUCUCCCAGCAACUGUCCCACGGCCGCCAUUCGAGCAUGGGCUCUACCCCUCCACCUCUGUCCCCUCACUCGCCCCACUCUCCCGUGGCCCCAUGCUUCAGCUUCUACCACCCCCAUCCCAACCCAAUUCGCGUUCCCGGUCCUACCGGCAAGCUUCCACUCACUCUGUCCCACUCACAGCCUCACCCGCAUCCUCACGGCCACUCCCACGUUCAGUCUCAUACCCACAGCCAUCCCAUACACGCCCACCCGCUGCUGCACCACCCAGCCCACCACCAACAGCCCCACCACUUCAUCUUCGCCCCGCCCCCUCAGGCACCUUCAGCCAUCACAGCCCGCCACAUCCCACAGGUCACCGCCCACUACGGCCCCCCGCACUACCCGCCCCUGUCCUCCAUCCCGCCGCCGCCGCCGCACUCGCCUUUACCCCCGCCUACCUCCCCCCUCACCCCUCUUACACCGCUCACGCCGCUCUCGCCGCUGCUGCCUCCACCCCCACACCCAGCCCCAGGACCCCCGCAGGUGGGCGGCCAGGGGCCCGGGACGGUAGGAGGAGGGGGAGGAGGCGCAGGGGGCGGGGCCAACACCAGCACGGUCGGCAGCUCCAAAUCCAAGCCCGUCAACCGCAUCAGCACAGUGGUGUAA
This is a messenger RNA of Colossoma macropomum (tambaqui), 4146 nucleotides long. RefSeq names its product IQ motif and SEC7 domain-containing protein 1-like. The record is from RefSeq and is a predicted model, not a curated record. Gene Ontology annotation, biological process: regulation of ARF protein signal transduction; actin cytoskeleton organization. The transcript is spliced from 17 exons. The coding region runs from base 1 to 4146 and encodes 1381 amino acids. Gene Ontology annotation, molecular function: guanyl-nucleotide exchange factor activity; protein binding. Lineage: Eukaryota; Metazoa; Chordata; Actinopteri; Characiformes; Serrasalmidae.